UUUUGGGGCGGAAGAUUAUUUGCCCUCGAAACUGUCAAAGCAAAGUGUUGAAUGAAUGAGGUUAAAACCUCGACUUGUUUGCUAUUGUGCGUUUAAAAGGGUUGACUUGUCGGAAAUAAUUUUCAACAACAUAAAUUGUUGUCAUUGGCAAAACUGGACAUCAUGGCAGAGAUAGCUGACCUUAAAAUUGGCAGUUCAGAUUUCAAUCCUGACAAAUAUGUACGAGAGCUCUCUCAACGAUGUGUGGGUGGACAAGAGUUGCAGCAGCAGUAUCAGAAGAUCCAGGGACUUGGCGAGGACACUAGCGCACAAUUGAAACGGAAUGUGUACCAAAAUUAUACGCAGUUUAUUGAGACGGCAAAAGAAAUUUCCCAUCUUGAAAGUGAAAUGUAUCAAUUGUCACAUUUACUGACUGAACAGCGAUCAUUGCUAGCAGCUCUAGCUAGCACAUCACUUCUUGGUAGUACAAAUUCUAGUGCAGCAACUGGAGCGGAAAGUACAACAGAUGUCGCCACCCAGCCUGAUGAGCAGCUCCAGAGGGAUGAGGAAGAACGCAGGAGGAAGUUGACCGCAGCCCUAGAAAAAGUAGAAGGUUGUGUGGAUUUAAUUGAGUCUCCAGCAAGAUGUGUUCUUCAUGAAGGAGAUCUCUUGGAGUUAGAGCCAACUGAGGGGACAGCAAUGCAGCGCAUGCAUGCUUUCCUCUUCAAUGAUGGCCUACUUUUAGCUCCUUGGAUUCCAAAUAGGCGGGGUCCAGCUCGGUACAAAUUCCAAACCUUAAUCGAACUUGGUAGCUUUGCUGCUGUCAAUGUCCGUGAUAUGGGCAGUGUAAAAACUGCAUUUAAGCUCUUGGCUUUCCCUGAUACUCGCCUCUUUCAAUGCACAAGCAACCAAAGCAAGAAAGAAUGGCUGGAAAAAUUUGAAGCUGCUAAAAAGUCUGCAUUAGCUCAGGAACAGCCUAAGCGCCAAGAGUCUGUGGCAACUUCUGAAACUUCUCCCAUUCGGAGUUCAAGUGUGGACUCAUCUUCAGGAGCCAACCCAUUUGAAGACAAUGCUCCUCUUUCUCCCGAAGUACCAGAACUGCCGGAGUGGCUGUUGGAGCUCCCAGAGGACCUUGAUGUUUGCAUAGCUCAAAGGCACUUUGAAGAUGCCUUUUCAUUGCUUCAAAAGGCAAAUCAAUUUUCUUACCCUUUAAAUAAGGAUCCUCAACUUAUUGAAAUAAGGCGUAAGGUGGAAGGGCGUGCUCGUGCAUUGAUAGAGGUGUUAAUGAAAGAACUGGAGGUAUCCCCAGACAAAUCUCUCCAAGGUGGUCUGAGGGCUGCUCGACGAGCCGUUCGUUUACUCAAUCAAUUGGGACGAUCUUCUCAGGCCUGUGAGCUCUUUCUAAAGCUCUGUAGCAGUAUAUUGAAGGCACAGCUAAGACGUGUGAAGCGAGAAGGUGCAACAGUGGUCUAUGUAAAGCAUCUUGGAGGAAUAUUUUUUUCCAAUAUGAUGGAUAUGGCUAGGGAAUUUCUAAGAGCCUUUCCAAACUCUCCCAGCUGUGCAUCAGCUCUUGUUGUAUGGGCUGGCUCAGAAUUGACCCACCUCACCAGCCACCUGGUGAAGCAAGUUUUCAUGCCUCAGUCACCUAUUUCUACACUGUCUGAAUGUGUUGUUUCGAUUAGAGGCCAAUGUGACCAACUUUGUGAGCUUGGCAUUGAUCUGCGGUAUCAAUUAGAUGGAUUGCUACGAUCACCCCUUCAAAGGGCCUUAAAUGAUUCUCGUGACAAAGCUGUAGAAGCUGUGAAAUUACGAGCCUCUGAGGACAAGUGGCGUCCCACAAAUCUUGGUAGCAAAGAUGCUUUAACAAAGUUUGUUAUGGAAACCGGUUUAACACCUGGUCAUAUGCAAAAAUAUGUGCAAGGAGAGAGCUGGAUUGCACUUUCUGCUAGCACUGUGGCCUUUACAAAACAAUAUUUGUCUCUUCUUGAAGACUGUUUAAGACUCUGUACAACAGAGCUAGCUCACACUGUUGAUCAAGUUCUAACAGAUGUUUAUAGUGCUCAACUUUCACAUUUUGAAGGAAGCCUCCAAAAUGAUAAGAUUGGAUCAUCUGAAAAACAAUUUAUCCAGAAAAAUGCCGCUUUUUUACUAAAUGAGCUUUUGCCUUUGGUUACUAAAACAUACCAAGAGAGAUUGGGUAACUCUUGCCAAUCCCUUGAUGCACUCAAUGGCAAAUUCGCAUGGUUGAAACCAUCGGAUGGUGAUGGAGAUCCCUCUCCUCCAACCCCAACAAAGCGGCCUACCCCUCUGCCAAGAACCACAGCACCUCGGCCAGCCGCGACCAAGUAUUCUACUGUUACUGAGUACAUUUAAGUAAAAUUUUAUCUUGAUUGUUUUAUUGUAUAGUUUAUUCUCAAAAGAUAAAGUGCUAUCCUGGAAUCAAACAAGGCCAAGUAUACUGUUGAUCUGUUUGAAAAUCCCAUUCAGCAACCAUGUGGGAAUCAUUGAAGUUUAGUUUUAAAUGCCUUGUUGUGUAUCUGUGAUUUUCAUGAUGAAUUUGACUCAUAAAUAUCAUAUGUGUUGCUCUGUUAUAAUGUAUAUAUAAUAUAUCAUUUUUCUGGAAUAUGUAUGUAUCAUUGUUAGCUUAAAAAUAAAUUUGUUGUAACAUAACUUCAAA
This is a messenger RNA of Thrips palmi, 2656 nucleotides long. It is a transcript of the gene Exo84, whose product is annotated as exocyst complex component 8. The transcript is spliced from 13 exons. Gene Ontology annotation, biological process: intracellular protein localization; exocytosis; Golgi to plasma membrane transport. The record is from RefSeq and is a predicted model, not a curated record. The coding region runs from base 163 to 2352 and encodes 729 amino acids. Lineage: Eukaryota; Metazoa; Arthropoda; Insecta; Thysanoptera; Thripidae. Gene Ontology annotation, cellular component: exocyst.